Sparassis crispa is the source of this 876-nucleotide messenger RNA. RefSeq lists its product as hypothetical. NCBI's taxonomy places the organism in Eukaryota, Fungi, Basidiomycota, Agaricomycetes, Polyporales, Sparassidaceae. The coding region runs from base 1 to 876 and encodes 291 amino acids. The transcript has a single exon. The record is from RefSeq and is a predicted model, not a curated record.
AUGCCGUGGCUUAAACGCCUCAAUCCGAUGAUCAACUGGGAAACCGGUGACUUUUGGUUUGGUAAAGACGCCAAAUGGCCACCGAAACCCACCGUCGAAGAUGCACCAGAUGAAGAAGUUUCGAUUUUCAAGGAAGGUGGACUCCCAGAGUUAAUCACCACCGAAACUUCCCCUACCUCGUUUGGGCAUUCAGAAUCUAUCAGAGAAAUCGUGGCUGAUAACACUGAGCGUGGCGAGUUACCCGCAGUGCGGAAUGAUACCGAACCAGAUGACCCACUAUCAGAACCCCCUAUGGAUCAGCUCGAUGACGACAAUCUAGUUAUAUCCUAUAUCGCAGGAGAGCCAGUUAUUGGGGUAUUUGAACCCAUCAGGAAGGAGUCACCUUUGACGAAUGAAGAGACUGAAACCGCAGUCUUCACCAUACGAAGAGGCCCCGCCAUUGGAAGAAUGACACACAGUACUCGAUCCCCAUUAUUCUGUAAUGCACAGAAUACGGUCUUUUACAAACCAUCCGGUAAAUCACAAGAAUUAGCACAACAGGCACACAAGGAAGCAUCAGCUGUAGACAAACCCAAAACCGUCGAGGAGUUGGUCCCCAACUACCUCCACGAUUUGAAGUCCGUCUUUGAAAAGAAAGCAGCUGAACGCUUUCCAGAAACCAGGCCUUGGGACCACGCCAUUGACUUGAAACCCGAUUUUAUUCCGCGCGACUGUAAAGUCUAUCCGUUAUCGCUCAAAGAACAAGGAGCGAUGGAUGACUUCCUGGAAGAAAAUCUGCGAAAAGGAUACAUCCGACCGUCGAAAUCUCCCAUGGCUUCACCAUUUUUCUUCGUAGGAAAGAAAGACGGAGCACUACGUCCCUGUCAGGAUUACUGA